Messenger RNA from Cicer arietinum (chickpea), 2112 nucleotides. RefSeq names its product inactive beta-amylase 9. Gene Ontology annotation, biological process: polysaccharide catabolic process. Gene Ontology annotation, molecular function: beta-amylase activity. Lineage: Eukaryota; Viridiplantae; Streptophyta; Magnoliopsida; Fabales; Fabaceae. The record is from RefSeq and is a predicted model, not a curated record.
UCCAUUUCCACCAUCUUCAAAAAUCACUUUUUUAAUUCAACCCAAAUCUUUUCUUCACAAAUUCUCUUGAAAUCCUCAAUUGGGUCCUCAAAAGUCUCAAAUUUUGAUUCAUUUGGUGAACAAGUGUUAUUUAUUUAUUGUGAUUAUAACAUAUUUUUCUCCUUUACCAUGGAUGUUUCGUUUAUUGGAAGCUCUCAAGUGAAGUUGGGAAAGACCAAUUUUGCUUGUAGAAAAUUGGGGUUUGUUAUUGUUAAAGAUAAUUGCAGAUUUUCAAAUGGUAGAGUUAGUUUUGGUGAGAAUUUAAGGUUGAAGAAAAGUGGAAUAACUUUGAAAGCUCUUCAUGUUGAACCAAUUAAGGAGAAGAAGAAUAAGUCUAAUGGAUCUAGAACAAGAUCCAAACUAGUAGAUGGUGUAAGAUUAUUUGUAGGACUGCCCUUAGAUACAGUUUCUUAUGACUGCAAUUCAAUAAACCAUAUUAGAGCAAUUGGAGCAGGUCUCAAAGCAUUGAAGCUAUUAGGAGUUGAAGGUGUUGAACUACCAAUUUGGUGGGGAAUUGUUGAGAAAGAAGCCAUGGGAGAAUAUAAUUGGUCAAACUAUCUUGCUAUUGCUGAGAUGAUUCAGAAAGUUGGUCUCAAGCUUCAUGUUACCCUUUGCUUUCAUGCUUCUAAGAAACCAAAUAUUCCUUUACCAAAAUGGGUAUCUCAGAUCGGCGAAUCGCAGCCGAGUAUUUUCUUUACCGAUCGGUCGGGACAGAAUUACGAAGAAUGUCUGUCGUUGGCGGUUGAUAAUCUUCCUGUUCUUAAUGGAAAGACUCCGGUACAAGUGUACCAAAGUUUUUGUGAGAGUUUCAAGUCUUCAUUCUCUUCAUUCAUGAAGUCCACAAUUACGGGAAUUUCCAUGGGUUUAGGACCUGAUGGCGAGCUUCGAUAUCCAUCUCAUCAUGACAUACCGAGUAACAGUAAAACUCAAGGAAUAGGAGAAUUCCAAUGUUAUGAUCAAAACAUGUUAAGUUCUCUCAAACAACAUGCAGAAUCAUCUGGAAAUCCUUUAUGGGGACUCGGCGGUCCACACGAUGUGCCUACGUAUGACCAAUCACCAUACUCAAAUAGCUUCUUCAAGGAUGGUGGUUCUUGGGAGUCUUCAUAUGGUGACUUCUUCCUUUCAUGGUAUUCUUCUCAGCUCAUAAAACAUGGAGAUUGUCUCCUUUCAUUAGCAUCUUCUACUUUUAGCGACACCGGAGUUUCAAUAUUCGGAAAAAUCCCACUUAUGCACUCAUGGUAUGGAACUCGCUCCCGUCCGGCCGAGCUAACAGCCGGGUUCUAUAACACGGCCAAAAGAGACGGCUACGAACAAGUAGCAACGAUGUUUGCGAAAAACUCAUGCAAAAUCAUAUUACCUGGAAUGGAUCUUUCGGAUGCGAACCAACCCAACGAAACUCGUUCGAGUCCCGAGUUGCUACUUGCUCAAACCAUGAAAGCUUUCAGAAAUCAUGGUGUGAAGGUUUCAGGUCAAAACUCAUCGGAGUUCGGUUCUCCGGGAGGUUUUGAACAAAUCAAGAAGAAUAUAUCAGGUGACAAUGUGCUUGACUUGUUCACAUAUCAAAGAAUGGGAGCAUAUUUCUUUUCUCCAGAACAUUUUCCUUCAUUCACUGAGUUAGUUCGGAGUGUUAACCAACCGAAACUUCAUUUUGACGAUCUUCCGACCGAGGAGGAAGAAGGCGGCGGCGGCGAAACUGCGGUUAUGAGCCAAGAAUCAAGUGUGAGCAUGCAAGCAGCCUAAAACAUUGAAACUAAUGUAAAUUUGUAAUGAUAAAAUUGUGCAUAUAACAAUUAGUAGUUGAGGAGAAAAUGAGGAUGCAUAUUUCUACUUCAACCUCAAGUAGAGUUACAUUACAAUUAUUCAUUGUAAAGUAGCUGAGGAUUGGUGGCAUAUGAAAUUUUAGUAUAAGUUUGUUUUAGAUUGCAAAUAAUGAGUUGCUUUUGUUAAAAUUAUUACUCAUUCAUGAAGGGUUUGUUAUUCCUUUAUUGGUGAUGAGAAGAAUCUAAACAAAAUGGACCAAUAGUCCUUUUUGCUUCAACAUUCAUAUCUAUUUAAUACUCCUAAUGUUUCAUA